CUGAUAACAGUUACUGGUUAAACUACAAUUUCAUGCAUUUCAGUUCGAAAUUUAGAUUUAUAAGUUAUAAUUUAAAACCAUUUAUUAUUAACCUAAAACCCACAAAUUAAUAUCAUGUUCUAGACGAUCGUUAGUGAUACAUAUUGGCAAAGUAAAUAAUAAUUUGGUAACAGUAAUUUUAAAUUAGAAUUUGCAUUUUAUCCAUCGAAGAUUAAUAAUAAAUAUUAUUGUUUCAAAGUAUUGUUUUCAUGAAUUCAUUGAUUUAUAUAAUUGGUAUUAAAGCAUAGUUGAUUGCAUGAAUACUACCCCUGGUCGACUAUAACAAAAUAUUAUUAUCAUUUUUAAUUUAACAUUAAAAAAUGUCUGACAAUCGAAAACGCCGUUCUAGUUUUUUCCCAAAACCAACUGAAGAUAAUCAUGAAAAACAAUUAGAACUGUUUAAGAAUAUGCAUUGGGUAAACGAAGAAAAAGAAAAUAUAUUUUCUAAUUCAAGCUUAUUUGGUGGUCAAGGAAAACUAGUAUUACAAGAAUACACUGAAAAAUUGAUAAGUUGUAAACAAGAAUAUCCAAAAUUGGUAUAUAGUAAACAAGAAGAACAAAUUCAUUUAAAAGAGAAAUUACGUAAAAGCAAACUUGAAAUAAAUUGGGAAACAGCUUGUGAUGGAUUAACAGACUUUGAGCGAGAUUUUACUUCUAAUAGACCUAACUAUAAGUGUUUAGUCGAAAAAAUUCAUUUACUUACAUUACAUACGGCCUUAGUUAAAAGAUCCAAUUAUGAACUACAUGUAAUUUUAAAUGCAUAUAAUAGACGAGCUAAUGAAGAAAUAGAUAAGUUACAAGAAUUGUUUAUUGAUAAAAUUGUAGAAGAUAGUGGUGUUGGUACUUCCUACUACAGUAGUGACACAAAUUCGUCAAACAUGGAUUGUGACACAAAUUCAUCAAUCACGGAUUCAUCAGAAGAUGAAUGUUUAAAUUCAAAUUAAAUUUUAGAAUAUUAUUAAUAAUACAAAUUAUAAAAAAAAAUUAUCUUAUACAUACAAAAUAAUAAGUUGUAUUACUUAUAUUUCAAUACAUGUUUGAUUUUUGAGUUAA
Messenger RNA from Rhopalosiphum maidis (corn leaf aphid), 1092 nucleotides. RefSeq lists its product as uncharacterized. The record is from RefSeq and is a predicted model, not a curated record. Bases 360 to 983 code for a protein of 207 amino acids. Lineage: Eukaryota; Metazoa; Arthropoda; Insecta; Hemiptera; Aphididae. The transcript is spliced from 4 exons.